Erigeron canadensis is the source of this 1552-nucleotide messenger RNA. RefSeq names its product probable glycosyltransferase At5g11130. The coding region runs from base 124 to 1473 and encodes 449 amino acids. The transcript is spliced from 4 exons. The record is from RefSeq and is a predicted model, not a curated record. Lineage: Eukaryota; Viridiplantae; Streptophyta; Magnoliopsida; Asterales; Asteraceae. Gene Ontology annotation, molecular function: glycosyltransferase activity.
AGUCUAAUUAAAAAAAAAAACCCUAGCUGCCCCACCACCACCGGGAUCACCAACGUUCGCCGCCGUACACGAUCACCACCGUGACCGUGAUCACCACUAGUAGAAGAAAUUAGAAAAAGAAAAAUGGCUAUAGAGCGGUUCAAAAAUAGCUACAAGUCACCAUUGUGUUACACAAGUAUUUUUGCCAUUCUCUUUUUUGUUUGCCUCAAUACUCAAUUUAAUUUCUUCACUUUUUCUUCUAUAAAACCCUAUUUUUUCUCUCCCUCCCCGUCCUCACCACCGACUACCCGCCAUGUGAUGAACAAGGAUGAGAGUAGUGUGGAGGAAAGGUUAUCUAGGGCUCGUGCCGCGAUACUAGAAGCCGGUCAAACGAGGAGAUAUAAGAUGCCAUGGCGGUUUAACAACCGGACUUUCGUUCCAACCGGAUCGGUUUACAGAAACCCUUAUGCCUUUCAUCAGAGUCACAUAGAGAUGGAGAAGAAUUUCAAAGUGUGGUCAUACAAGGAAGGAGAAGUUCCCAUUUUCCAUGGAGGACCCAUGCACAAUAUCUACUCCAGUGAAGGCCAAAUCAUUGACGAAAUCGAGAGUCACAAGAGCCGGUUCUUUGCACAAAACCCCGACGAAGCUCUUGUGUUCUUCCUUCCCGUCAGUGUGGUCUACAUUCGGCAUUAUCUGUAUAGAACUCGUGCUGACUAUGAUCGUCGAAUCAUCCAGAAUGUGGUUACCGAUUAUAUUGGAGUUUUGUCCGAAAGAUAUCCUUAUUGGAAUAGAAGCAGUGGAGCUGAUCACUUCUUUGUUAGCUGCCAUGAUUGGGCACCUGAAGUCUCGGCGACGAAUCCUAAACUCUACGAAAACUUCAUGAGAGUACUUUGCAACGCGAAUAGUUCAGAAGGUUUCCGACCAGAAAGAGAUGUCUCCUUACCGGAACUCAACAUUCCUUACGAGAAACUUGGACCACCCCUCACCGGCCAACCACCUGAAGAUCGUUCGGUCCUUGCAUUUUUCUCUGGAGGUAACCACGGUCACGUCAGAAAAUACCUAUUUGAAACUUGGCUUGGAAAAGACGAAAAAGUCCAAGUCUUUGAUUACCUCCCAAAGACUCUAAAUUACUCUGAAUUAAUGGGUAAGGCAAAGUUUUGUUUGUGUCCCAGUGGUUGGGAAGUAGCAAGCCCAAGAAUCGUUGAAUCGAUAUCUGCAGGUUGUGUUCCUGUGAUAGUCUCGGAUUAUUAUGUGCUGCCCUUUAGUGAUGUUCUUGACUGGACCAAGUUUUCGAUUCAUGUUCCUGUGAAACGAAUACCGGAAAUCAAAGAGAUCUUGGAAGGUAUAAGGAUGGAUGAAUACUUAGAAUUGCAGAAAAUGGUGAUGAAGGUGCAAAGGCAUUUUAUCAUUCAUAGACCAUCAAGACCAUAUGAUUUGAUUGAUAUGGUGCUUCAUUCUGUUUGGCUAAGAAGACUCAAUGUCAAACUUUCAUAAUGCAUGUAUUGCUCAUAAUCUGAGUGUUGUCUAUUUUGUACUCCAUCUAUAACACAAUUUUAUUUUCCUAGCUUGUUCA